Gasterosteus aculeatus aculeatus (three-spined stickleback) is the source of this 3883-nucleotide messenger RNA. It is a transcript of the gene uvrag, whose product is annotated as UV radiation resistance associated gene. Gene Ontology annotation, cellular component: endosome; lytic vacuole. The record is from RefSeq and is a predicted model, not a curated record. NCBI's taxonomy places the organism in Eukaryota, Metazoa, Chordata, Actinopteri, Perciformes, Gasterosteidae. Gene Ontology annotation, biological process: SNARE complex assembly. Gene Ontology annotation, molecular function: SNARE binding.
GGAUUUCCUAACCAAGUGUAACGUAACAGCCUGUACUUUGUUUACGUCCCUUCGGUUAGCUGUCAGCUGCUGUUGCAGCGCUUUACCAAAACACACAACCGUGUCCGCGUGUCUCUGGUGGUUGCCCGGAGCUUCGCGAACUUUAAACCGAGUGCUCCGGAUGUCGUUGAUGGUUUGUUUUGUUGAAUGAGGGGGACCCGCUAGAUGCCGACAGGAGGAUGAACUCCAUCACCGGUCGGGUUCUCGCCAUCCCCGCCGCCUCUGUCACCAACUCUGGAGCUUCAUCCUCUCGAGCCUUGCAUGUAGAGCUCACUUCCCAGCAGAGACGACUGCGUCAUCUCCGGAGCAUCGCGGCCAGAAACAUCGUCAACAAGAAUGGUCCUCCACUGCUGGACACUUACUUCACCCUCCACCUCUGUAUAGCAGAUGGCAUAUCCAGAGAUUUUUACAAGAGUGAAGUCAUACGGGACUCGCUGAAUCCAACUUGGCGGAGCCUGGACUUUGGCAUGCUGCCGGACCUCCUGGACACCUCAGUGUCGUGCUUCGUGGUGAGAAUCUGGGGAGGACAAGAGGAACAGUACCAGCUCCUCAUAGAAUGGAAGAUCAACCUCGAUGGCCUCCGAUACACGGGACAGCAGAUCCGAUCCCGGAAUCCCAACGAGAUAAUAUUCGGGUUGAAUGACGGCUACUAUGUAGCUGACUUUGAUCAUAAGGAUCGGUCGGAGCGGAAGAAAAACAGUCUGCUUCAGGUCGACCAGAGUUCAGUCAGGAACUCCUACAGUGUUUUCUCUCUGCUCAGGCUCCACACAGCCCAGAGAGCCAUCAAACAGACCCAGGUGACUGUGCAGAAGAUCGGGAAGGAAAUCGAGGAAAAGCUGAGGACGACAACAACGUGCACAGAGCGGAAGAAGGAGCGAGAGUGCAUGCAGCUGCGCAUUGGCGUGCUGCGGAGUGAACUGCAGCGACAGAGGAAGGCCCUCGGCAGGGAGAUGGACCUGCGGCAGAAGGACCGAGCACAGCUUCAGAAGAAAGAGGAAGCGUUUUCUGCUCAGCAUGAGGGCCUGAAGGAGGAGAAGGACUCCUUAACCAAGCAGCAGAAGGAAUGCACUGCCAAGAGAGAGCAGUUCCUCAAGUCCAACGCCCAGCUCACCUUCCGCUGUCGUCAGCUCCUCUCCGAGCUCUCCUACAUCUAUCCCAUCGACGUGGCCAAUCAGUCGGAUUAUGUCAUCUGCGAAGUGAAGCUGCCAAACUCUGAGGACUUUCAAGCUAAGGAUGAUGGGAGCCUGGCGGUCUCCCUGGGUUACACGUCGCACCUGGUCCUGAUGGUCUCGUGCUUCCUGCAGAUCCCUCUUCGGUACCCAGUGAUCCACAAGGGUUCGCGCUCCUCCAUCAAGGACACCAUCACUGACCGACUCACUGAGAAGGAGAGAGAAUUCCCUUUGUACCCAAGAGGAGAGCGCUUUCAUUUUGAAUACGGUGUCUACUUGCUCAACAAGAACAUUGCGCAGCUGAGAUAUCAACACGGCCUGACCACCCCGGACCUGCAGCAGACGCUGCCCAACCUCAAGAACUUUCUGGAGCACGGCCUGCUGGUCCGAUGUGACAGACACCACGUGUCGAGCUCCAUCCCAGUGCCGGCCAAGUCUCAGCUCGGUGUCUCUGCUGCCUCAGAGAUGGGCUUCCCCUGCCACACCAGCGCCCCAGGCCGAGGCCUGAGAAAAAGGGCGAGCUCGGAGGCCGACAAGUACAAACCCACUCCUCCACCGAGCUACAACACUGCCAUGGGGGAGGAGCAGCCCCCGAUUGGCCUUGCCUCACCCCCUCCCUCUCCUUCACCCAAACACCUAUCCUCCUCCCUCGAUGCCGGCAUGGCGUCUCUCAACCUGGCCAAGGCUACGACGUCCAACGAGGCGGGAGAGCAGAAGGAAGAGAUGGGGGAGAGCGGGGAGACUGCAGUGGAGGCGGAGGGACACAGAAGCCUCGAGAUCAAAGAAGACAAAGAAGAAGAGACAGAGGAGCGACCGCCCAGCUGCACCAGCGUGCCUGACUCCUUCACAGUUCAGGAAAGCGGGGAGGAAACGGUGCCAACUAGCGAGCACACGGCUGCCAUGAACGGUUCUUUGGUCGCACCGCAGGCGCCCCCCAGCCUGGCCCCAGAGCUGCUCUGCUCCGUGGAGCAAGCCGAGGAGAUCAUGGGGACUGAGGCCACGGGUUUAGCCCUGGGGUUGGGGGGCGGCCUGGGUAUAGGGCUAGCUGGCGAGGCGCGGAUGGAAGACUACCGCUGCAUCCCCGUGGACCACGCGGUAGCCGUGGAGUGUGACGAGCAGGUGCUGGGAGAGCUGGACGUCGCCGGCUUCGAGGAGUUCUCCAGGCGAAUCUAUGCACUAAACGAGAACAUGUCCAGCUUCCGCAGGCCGCGCAAGAACUCUGACAAAUGAGGCGCAGCCCCUGAGUAGAGAGGGAGGUGUGCACACAACGUCCACAGGGGCUUUGGACAAACAAAAGGCAGGGACACGAGGACGGCGGCUCACUGCCGCAUCAAAAAUCAAAUGAGCUAUUCUAGAAUAACCUUUUAAAUGAAAUAGUCUAAAGUGCAUGUAAUGGGAUGGAAAACUUUACCUUUAUUUUUGAUGGCAGUAUAUAAUAUAUUUUUUAACAUUAUUCAGACAUUUUAAGUGUCAACAAGCGCCCUCUUGGAAUUAGCGGCAGUUAUUGCAGUUUGUUGUUCCAUAACUAGUGACCAUAGGUGCAUCCCUCGCACUUUUUUCCCCCAAUCCUUACUGCGAUAACUGCCCCUAACUUUUUGUGCAAAACAUCACCUAAAUUUAAGAUUCACAUCCAAACUCAGCGCAACCUCAUAACAUCAUUCCACAGAGAGGUUUCGCUGCGUCAGCGUUUUGGUUUUUGAGACGUUUGUCGAUUAUAAUUUAGCAGCCGCUCACCUCUGAAAUGUUUGCAGCCAGUAGUUUUAUCAAAGUACAACGAGGCCACUGUCCCAGUACUUACACCUUGGACCAUUCAGUAAAAGUAAAAUGUGUGGAGCCUUCAUUCAGGGACCGCGGCAGUGUGUUGGCGGUAGGCGAGGCGCAUCGGGGCUUCACAUUAUAAAACCACCAAACCGUCAUUGAUCGGUGGCAAGCAGUCCCAACGAUGACCAUUGAACAUGGCACAGCUAGCCGUGGCUCAACCCACCUCGCCAUUGUCCACACAGGAGUCGGGUUUCUCCUUCAGGUCUUUAGAGGACGGUGAGGUGGCAGGUUGGAGCUCACGGCACAUGGCAGGGAUACGGUGCAAUUGUUUUUCUGUCCAUCUCUAUGUCCUCUAUUUUGUCGGGGAUUUUUCUCUUUUUGGUUUUAACAUAGGCUAUCAAUAUUAACGUCAAUGUUACGAAAAAUGUAAUUCUGUGUCUGUGUUCUGUUGGACAUGUUAACAGCAAGUGUCUCAAUCUCUUUUGUCCAUGUUCUGAAUGCUCUCCUGCACUGGUGUUUAAUUACUGCUUUAUUUAUGUCCUGCAAAAAUUGCGUGCGCUUUGUUUUCAGAGGAAAUCAACAUUUAUGUUUUAUGUUCACCACUCACAUGGGAUGUCGCUCAUUAAUGUUGUAAAACGUUAGACUGAUGUAAUCAAUGUCUGGGUCCUGACAUGGACAGCUGCUUUGCAUCUCCCACCAUGACAAAGCUGGACUCCACCGACAGCCCUCUUGGUGUUGCAGAUCCAGUACUGUGGUUUGCUGACUGUUGGGAAAUAUUGUAUUUAAACUAAAAGAUGAACUAUGUUCGAUCAUUUCCAUUUUUGCAGUUCAGUAAUCGACCAUGUACAGAUACUUUUGUACGGAGGGGUGUUUUCUUUUUUUGUUAUUAAAGACUUUCAGUCUAAUGGCAUGGA